Bombina bombina (fire-bellied toad) is the source of this 1511-nucleotide messenger RNA. It is a transcript of the gene SERPINB5, whose product is annotated as serpin family B member 5. The transcript has 7 exons. Gene Ontology annotation, molecular function: serine-type endopeptidase inhibitor activity. Bases 155 to 1294 code for a protein of 379 amino acids. The record is from RefSeq and is a predicted model, not a curated record. NCBI's taxonomy places the organism in Eukaryota, Metazoa, Chordata, Amphibia, Anura, Bombinatoridae. Gene Ontology annotation, biological process: negative regulation of endopeptidase activity.
GAUUCAUACAUGCUUUCAUACAGUCAAGUGGGAGUGGCAUGUCUGCUUUGGUACAAUCACAGAUUAUUUCACCUCUUAAGGGCAUCAGGAAAAUUCCACUUUUCCUUCUUCUCUCUUUUAGUUUUGGACUGCUGCUUCUCUUCAAAUACAAGCAAUGGAUGCCUUUCGUCUAGCAAACACAGCCACCGCAGUGGACAUUUUCAAGAAACUGUGUGAGAAGAACAAAACAGAUAAUAUCAUAUUCUCACCAAUAUGCAUUUCUUCUUCUUUGGCUCUGGCUUACAAAGGAUCUAAAGGAAACACUGCAUCUGAAAUAGAAAAGGUUCUUCAUUUUGAAAAAGUCAACAACUGUGAUUUUGGAUUUCAGACUCUAACUUCAGAUAUAUCUAAAAUUACUUCACCAUACUCAUUGAAACUUGUGAAACGUCUCUAUGUAGACAAUGGUAUGGAAUGCACAAAGGAUUUCAUAAAUUCAACUAAAAAGCCAUAUCCUUCAGAACUGGAAGAAGUUGAUAUUAAAAAUAAAGCGGAAGAAGUGAGGACCCAGAUAAAUACAUCAGUAAAAGAACUCACUGAUGGUAACAUUGAGACUGUAUUAAGUGAGGAUGUAUGUGAUGAAAGCACUAAAAUGCUAUUGCUUGGGGCAGCAUAUUUCAAAGGAAGCUGGUUAUAUAAAUUCAAUGAGACUGAAACAAAAGAAGUGGAUUUCCACAUUAAUAAGAAUGAAACAAAGCCAGUGCAGAUGAUGUAUUUAGAAUCGCGUUUGAGCAUUGGAUACAUAAAUGAUUUGAAAACUAUGGUUUUAGAGAUUCCUUACACAGGGAAGCACUUGAGUAUGCUCAUUUUAUUACCUAAAAAUAUUGAAGAUGAUUCAACUGGUCUCGAAAAGCUGGAACAGGACAUGACAUAUGAAAAGUUUGUCCACUGGACAAAUCCGAGCAUUAUGGCCAAUAGCAAAGUAAAAGUUUGUUUGCCCAAGUUCAAGUUGGAAUGCACAUAUGAUCUCAAAGAUACGUUGAAGAGUCUUGGAAUGAAUGAUGCAUUUAAUGAAGAAGCUGCUGACUUCUCCGGAAUGUCAGAAUGUAAAGGCAUUCAUAUAUCUCAGGCAAUACAGAAGGCUUGUAUAGAAAUAAAUGAAGAUGGCACUGAGGCUGCAGAUGUAUCAAGAGAGAGGCUUCUGAUGCACAAAGAGGAGUUCCUUGUUGACCACCCAUUUAUUUUUACAAUAAGACAUAAUAAAACACGCAAUAUCAUCAUGUGUGGAAGGUACUGCGGCCCUCCAGAAUCUUGUUAGAUGUUACAAUUGGCAGUAAAUGUGUGUACUAUUUGUGGUGAAGCUUGUCUACAUCUUCCAUAAAGUGAUACAACUUAGUAUUAACUACCAGUUUUCUCUUAGCUGUUUUUUUUAUCAUUGAUCCUUGUUUAACCACGUUUUGCUCUUCUUAAUUAGCAGCUCUAACAAAUUGUGUUUCUGUUGGAAAAGUGGCAAUAAAAUGAGUGUAUAUUUCGAA